GUUUCAGUCGUUUUUCUUAUUUUCAAAAAACAGUUGUUUCUUGUUUUUCUCGAAUUUCAUUUAUUUAUUAUUCUUAUUUUAAGAGAACAGAAGCUACUACUCAUCCAGAGUCCAUACUAGAUUCUUGUAGCGAGGUAACAAAUUUCAGAUUUUGAACACAAAAAUCAGUGUCUCAAACUCGAUCAGACUUCAAAAACAUACUCAAAAUCAACUAUUUGACUCUUUCAUUUGCUUCUAAUUGAGAUGGGAAGGUCUCUAAUUUCCUUCUCAAACAUUCCUCUGAAAUUUUCUUACAUACCCAGAUCAUUUCCACCUCUCAAUCACUCAAACCAGUGCCUAUUUCUCAAACCCAGUAACAAUUUCUCAUCUGUGUAUAAAAAAGUUUCGACUUUGAGUACAAAACUGGGGAGAAAAGUUUCUACAACGGCUGUGUUGUCUGAGACUUCUUAUCAGAAAGACUACCCUAAAAUUGGUGCUAAAUCCACCGGACCUAUUCCUCCUAGCCAGCUCAUUCAAGUUGUUGAGACUGCUGCUAAAACUGGUUCUGAGGUUGUGAUGGAUGCUGUGAAUAGGCCUCGUAAUAUUACAUAUAAAGGGCUCACUGACUUGGUGACUGACACAGAUAAAAAUAGUGAGGCGGCUAUAUUAGAAGUUGUGAAAAAGAAUUUUGGAGAACACCUCAUUCUUGGAGAAGAGGGUGGAAUCAUCGGAGACACAACAUCUGAUUAUCUCUGGUGUAUUGAUCCUUUAGAAGCUGUUAUAAUUUACCACUUCUUUGCAAGUACCGAUGUACUGCAGCAAUUCUUGACCCUAGGGGUAAUGGCUCGGGUCAACCAAAUGGAUGGAACAACAAACUUUGCACAUGGUUAUCCUAGCUUUGCUGUUUCUGUUGGAGUUCUAUUUCAAGGAAAUCCUGCUGCUGCUGCUGUGGUAGAGUUUGUGGGUGGCCCUAUGUGUUGGAAUACCCGUCUAUUUUCUGCAACUGCUGGUGGAGGAUCAUUCUGUAAUGGUCAAAAAAUUUACGUCAGUCAAACCGAUCAGGUGGAGCGGUCUCUUCUAGUGACUGGCUUUGGAUAUGAGCACGAUGAUGCAUGGGCAACUAAUAUAGAAUUAUUCAAGGAAUUUACUGAUGUCAGCCGGGGUGUGAGAAGACUUGGAGCUGCUGCUGUGGACAUGUGCCAUGUAGCUCUUGGGAUUGUAGAAAGCUAUUGGGAAUAUCGUCUAAAGCCAUGGGAUAUGGCUGCAGGUGUUUUGGAGGCGUCAAUCUGGGAGUCUCCCUCUUUCAGAAUGGCAUGGAGGUUGUGUGGGGGCUGAACUUGAGCUGAAGCCAUCUCCUGAUCACUUUUCUCUUCAAAAUUCCAAGUAAAUCUUACUGAUGAUGUUCGUUUGCCAUGCAGACCUUGAAUUUAUAGGCUGAGAUGAUCAAAAUAAUUACAUUUUUCCUUUUUUUUUUUUUCGUGAGAAUCUGUUCGCUUUACUUUUCAAAAGGAUAAUUGAGAUUCUCUUAUCUCCUACCUCCAGAUAACAUAACCUAUGCACCGUCCAAUAUUGCCUCUGUACACUGUUGAGAAUUUUUCAAUAAAAAAAUUAAACUUGACUUCUCGUCUUCA
Molecule: messenger RNA, 1610 nt
Organism: Mangifera indica (mango)
Lineage: Eukaryota; Viridiplantae; Streptophyta; Magnoliopsida; Sapindales; Anacardiaceae
Product: phosphatase IMPL1, chloroplastic-like
Exons: 10
Coding region: 244-1314 (356 amino acids)
Biological process (GO): phosphatidylinositol phosphate biosynthetic process; signal transduction; inositol metabolic process
Molecular function (GO): inositol monophosphate 1-phosphatase activity
Source: RefSeq, a predicted model, not a curated record